Molecule: messenger RNA, 537 nt
Organism: Vespa crabro (European hornet)
Lineage: Eukaryota; Metazoa; Arthropoda; Insecta; Hymenoptera; Vespidae
Gene: ubl
Product: ubiquitin-like protein 5
Exons: 3
Coding region: 222-443 (73 amino acids)
Biological process (GO): mRNA splicing, via spliceosome; protein modification process
Cellular component (GO): nucleus; cytoplasm
Molecular function (GO): protein binding; protein tag activity
Source: RefSeq, a predicted model, not a curated record
UAGAAUCAUUUGACUUUAAAUCGUCGAAACGAAAUAUUUUUUUAUCGACUUAGAUUGAAUAUUUUAUUUAUUAAGAUUUUCUUAUGAUGCAGCUUUAAGCAUAUAUAUAUAUAUAUAUAUAUAUAUAUAUAUAUAUGUAGAUAUAUAGAUAUAUAUUAGUGUGCAUAAAAUACGUAAGAUUAAUUUUACUUGAGGAAAAAUUAAAACCAAUAUCAUAAAAAAUGUUAGAAAUAACUUGCAAUGAUCGAUUAGGAAAAAAGGUUAGAGUGAAAUGUAAUCCAGAUGAUACUAUCGGUGAUUUGAAGAAACUAAUAGCAGCUCAAACUGGAACACAUUGGGAAAAAAUUGUAUUAAAAAAAUGGUACACUAUCUUCAAAGACCAUAUUAAACUGCAGGACUAUGAAAUACAUGAUGGCAUGAAUUUAGAGUUAUAUUAUCAAUAGUUAUGUAUAGAUUCGUCAUAAGUUCUGAUAAAGUCUUAAUGUAUUAAUAAUUAUUCUGUUUUCACUGUUAUAAUAAAUUUUUUAUUUUAAAUGA